Thalassophryne amazonica is the source of this 8392-nucleotide messenger RNA. RefSeq names its product zinc finger protein 462-like. The record is from RefSeq and is a predicted model, not a curated record. Gene Ontology annotation, biological process: regulation of gene expression. Gene Ontology annotation, cellular component: nucleus. NCBI's taxonomy places the organism in Eukaryota, Metazoa, Chordata, Actinopteri, Batrachoidiformes, Batrachoididae.
CCGGAAAGGUCGGUGCUAGGGGGAGCUACUAUCGCGGGAAAAAUGGCGGAGAUGUGGGGUUUCUGCUUUUUCACGUUACUGAGCACAGCAGUUGAAAACAUUGCCUAAAUCUCGCCCAUAUUUUGUCUUCAUAUAUUCUGCAAACCUGUCAAUAUGAUGGACAAUCAAACGGCACCUCAAGGAUCCUCAGUCAGGUCAUACCAAUGUAGUCAUUGUGUCCUCAUCUUCAAAACCAAACUUUUCCUUUUGGAACACCUCAGCAAUGUGCAUGGUUUCAAUGUGGAGGCUGCUCUUAAAGAUGCUGGCUUAACAUCCUUUGGAAUUGACAAAUCAAGUGGAGUUAGUCGUGAGGCUAGCAGUGAAAGAUCUAGGGAGAGAUUUGUCUGCCAGCACUGUGAUUUUGAAGCUUAUAGUUGGGACAUCAUUGUGCAACAUGAGAAAAAGUGUCACAAGUUAAAAGAAGAUCUAAUCUUUUAUGAGAGCGAGGAGAAGAAAUUAGAGCUCAGUUUGGGAAACCAAUAUGUGAAAACAGAAGAAGAAGAAGAAAAAGAGACUUCAUUCUUAGUUAAGGGUGCCUCCAAAAUGGUCUGCACUUCUGUCUCAUCAAGAGAUCUGAAAGCCUCCAAGAAACGAUCAGAAAAUGGUACCAAUUUCUUGGACAAAUCAUUUGCAUCAAAUGAGAACUCUGAAAAUAGGGACUCGCCAAAUAACCAAGAGCUUCCUGAUGGUCUCCAAGGAACCCUAAUACUCCAGGACUCUCAUUCAAACUCUCAUAUGAACAGUGACGGUGUGUUUAAAGUCACUGCAACCUCCAAGAAUGACGGCUCCACACCACACUCCUAUUGCUCCUUUCUAAAUGACCACCUAUUAAACAGAAAGUCUUCAUCUCCGAAGUCUGAGAGAAAGUUCAAAGAACCAUUUCCAAACCAAGUAGGGAAGAGGACCAGUAUAGAAAGUUCAAGAUGUUCUCCUGCAAAAAAAACCAAAUUGGAUGAUGGGACUAAAGUGAGCAAAUGGCAGUUGGCAAGUGACACAGCAUUUUCAUACAAAGGUGGUGAAAAUGAUGAAAGGAAAGUCGAUAUGUUGCAUGAAGAAACAAAAAACCCAACAGUUUACGUUUGCAAGCACUGUAAGUACAGUGAUGUUUGCAGCCAAAGAAUGUUGGCCCAUUAUCAGACCAAGCAUCCUUACGUAAGAUGUAACACUGAGUACAUUCAGAAUCAGGUUGAUCAAAGUGCAACAUUCUGCUGCCUGGAGUGUCCAUUUGAGUGUUUUACUAUAUCUUUCCUUGAAGAACAUUAUAUGGAAAAUCACCCAGUGUCUCUUAAGAGUAUCAUUUCACAGUGUAAGGAAGCCAAAAAUGCACCUUCACCACAACAUUCCACCUCAAAAGGAGUGGACAUGGCCUUGUAUCAGUGCGUCCAUUGCAGUUUUAGUCAUAGGUCUGUUGUUGUUAUGCAUGUUCACUACCAAAAAAGCCAUCCAGAUGAAGUAGUUACAAUUGACAAAAUCAAACAUUCAGCUCAAGCCUUGCCAAAACCAAAAUUACAGAUGACCCCUGAAAAGAUUUUGGAACCCCCAAGCUGUAAUGACAACAUAACAGCAAUGGACAAUUCACCCUCUGAGGAUGAGGAAUCAGAUUAUUCUGAGAGCACAAGAGACAAAAAUGAAACACCACACAAGACUCCAUUGCCUUCAUUAAAGCUGAACCUCAAACCUGAAGCUCAGAAGGAUCAUUCAGGGUCUUCAACAAAACGGAAUAGAGAGUUUGAAGAGGACAAUAGUGAAAGCUCACUACCUGCCAAACGAAAAAGAAGAUCAUCUACUCUGUUGAGCAGCUUAUCCUUCAUUCCCAACAUUAACAUGUUUUACUGCCAGUUUUGCAGUUACUGCAAUACCAAUGUAAAAAGUGUUCUUGGUCAUCAUAAUGCAAAGCAUUCUACACACAAAGUAGUUACUACUGAUGAUGUUGUACAGUAUAGUGUUGAGGUGCAGAGUAGAAAACCUCAAAGUGAAGCCGAGACCUCGGCAGCUUCUACAGCCUCUGAUGCAAGUACAGUGAAUAAAGUUGUGCUAAAUUGCGAAGCAAAACUUCAACAACAACUUGAUGGCAAAGAUACAUUGGAAAGUGAAAUGAAUCCUUAUGCACGUGCAGAAGACUUGUUUUACUGCCAGAAGUGCAACUUUGCGCAUAUAAAUGUAAGAGGAGUACUGAAACAUCAAUCGAAGUUGCACCCUAACCUUCAAGCGCACACUGAGCAGAUUCUCACACAUACACGUAUGAUUUGUGCUGACAUUAAAAAAUCAAAAUCUCGAGCAGAGAAGUCAUUCUCUUCGACUGGACUGCCACUGCCUCUUUUUAAUGCAGACGAUGAGUCUAAGUUGUUCUGCUACCUUUGUAACUUUCGACAGAAGACCGUGAAGCGGGUGUUGCAACAUUUCAUCAAAAGUCAUUGUGGACUUAAACAUGAUACCAAACAAAUCCAUUUGUAUUCUUCUUUAGUCCACAAAAAGAUUUGUAAAUCACAUCUGGAAACAACUGAAAAUCAAGAAGUCAAGCUGGAAAUUGAUGAGAAAGCAGGAAAUGAAAAGGCUGACAUGGAUACAUCUGGAAAGUCUGCUUCAGUUUCCCCGUCACAGUCAUCUCCACAAACACCAAAGAGUAUCCAGUGCAACAGGUGUACAUACAGCACUCAGUACCCAUACCUGUUAAAGCGACACAUAAAGAAAAUCCACAAGUCAAAUCGCACAAUCACAUCUAUUUAAAUGGGUUUUAGACAAAGAGUUUUACAAUCUGGAUAUCACUGUGAGAUGUGUGUUUUCUCUCACAAAAAAGCAGCAGUGGUCUAUCGGCAUCUUAAGGACCUCCAUCCAGGACGUGGAGUAACCCUAGAGUAUGUAAUUACUCGGUUAUGCGUGGGUCUCCAACAGUCCCCUCGUAAAAAAAAUCAAAAUUCUAAAGACACUGAUGGUAUUGGUGACUGUGACAACUCUAAUGAGCAAUGUGAAGAAAGCAAAACAAAGAUCUACUCAUGCAAAGCAUGCUCCUACAAAGGUAGCUCAUUGUCAAGCAUGACAAGCCAUUACUGGGCUGUUCAUCCAUGGUCUGUGAAGGAAGACGGCUCAAUUCUGGAUGUCAUUAACAGCAUGAAGCAAAGUGGAAACCAUCAGGAAGACCACACUUCAAGUGAUAUGAACAAAGGUCCUCUGGACUCGGAAGUGCCUGAUGUUUCGUCUCAGGCAAGUGAAUCUUCAGGGUUGAACAAGUGCCAUUUUUGUUCCAUGACCUUUCAAACACAGCGCGGUCUGAAUAUUCACUGUAGCUUGAAACAUUCAGAAGCUCAAACUGAAAGUGUGAAUGAACCAGAAGAAGAAAGCCACCAAAGUGAAGAGGCUGCAGGUCUGCACAUCUUUCAAUGUCCAUAUUGCACCUAUGUGAACACCAUUUAUCAAGGCAUUCUCACUCACUGCCAGAUGAUGCAUUCUGACUGCACAGCCAGGGCGGAAAGCAUUCAGCUUGAUGAAACACGGUUACCCAAUGUCAAAUUUCUGCAAAAGACGUGUCCUGAUGGUCGAACGAAAUUUUGUGGGUACAUAUGUAAGAAUUGUCCAGAAGUCUGUGAGUCGUCCAAGAAACUGAAAGCCCACAGUGAAAAGUUGCACAGUGAGGUUGUCUCAAACAUGCGGAACUCCACCCCUGUGCCUUCAAUGAGUGAUGUAAAACUGUCUGACUGUCUCAACACUCAGGGCUCAAAGUUGCCGCCUGCUGUUUUCAAGAAGAAAAAAUAUGUAGCGCUCAAGUGCAAGUAUUGCAAAUACACUACCAGCACAAAACUUACCUUAAUUCGACACGAGAGCCGUCACCACAAAAAUGCACCCGCGGUUGAUGAUACAGAAAGUAUGUACAAGUGUCAACUGUGUUCUGAUUUGUUUUCCAUGAAGCAUAAUCUUGGAUGUCAUUAUACCAAGAAACAUGGAAAGCUUGCCUUCCUGAAAUACUAUGCACCCAUAUACCAGCAGCACCAAAAGAAACCAGUUGUAACAUCUCCAGACAGCUCUGUAGCAGAGCAACCAAACGCCUCCCCUGAAACAUGUUCAUCAAGCACACCAACAGAAGAAAAAAAGAUUGUUUACAAAUGUCCACGUUGUCCCUACAUGAACACGAGUCACCACGGAACCAUGACUCACUGCCAGAUACUACACUCUUCCUUUGUAGCCGCAACAGACAAUCUGCAAACUGAAGAAGUUCUCACAACCAAGUUGGUCAAGUGUAAGAACCCAAAAGGUUCUAAUAGAUGUGGGUAUGCAUGUAAAAUAUGCCCAGAAAUCGUACCUUCAAUAAAGAAACUGAGAAAACACUAUGAGAAGGACCACAGCCAGACUCUGUCAAACGCAAUCAAGUCAAUGCCUAAACAUUCAGUUGUCAUUAAAAAACAGCUUCUUUCAAAGUACCGUAACCCUCAGCGCACAGUUUCUAAGGCAACCUUUUUCAAAAACAAAAAAAUUAGCCUUAACCACUCCUUGGACCUUCAGAAUAGAAAUGCAUCUGGGACAGUGGAUCGUGAUUCUCCAUACACGUGCACUUUGUGUGGUUAUUCCUCUACAGCGUUGAGGCAUCUUAGAAUCCACUGUACUCAUAAACACGGAAAGGAUGCCAUCUUAAAAUGUGCACCACAAUGCAAUGAGAAUCUGCUUGAAUCACCCGCUGCAAAAGAUUCUCCAUCUCCGGAGUCAGAAAGUACUACUGAGACGUGCAAGUUGGACAUGACGACAAUGAGAGUUGAAUGCAGAAAAUGUCCCGACGUAUUCUUCGACACAUUUCAGCUACUGAGUACACACUAUGUUACAUUUCACAGUUCAGAUCGCAAAUCAGACUUCAUUAUAUUACCACGUGAAUCAAAGACCAAAAGAACUUAUAAAUGUGGUUACUGCAAGAAAACACUACACGGGACUAGAAAGUUGUCUCGCCACCUGGAUCACCACAGAGAGUUGAACAUCAAGAAACCAAAUGAUGGAAAGGCAAAAGCACCUCUUAUUUCUGAGACCGAACCAGAGGCACAGUAUGUUGAAUUCAAGGUGCAAGAUGAACUGCCCACAUUUGAGUCAGUAUCAGACAUGAUUAAAGCUGCUCCAGUGGAACACAGUAAAAGCAAAGACUCCGACUCUCGAUCUCUAGCAUCAAGGUCCCCAUCACCCUCUAGCCGCGAAGAUGAAGGGAAAUCGCAGGAAGAUAAACACACAUGCAAGUACUGUGGGCGGACAUAUGUGUUCCUGUCAUGUCUGCGUAUGCACGAACGCAGCCAUGCAGCUGUGGCUGCUCUCAACAGACAGGACAGCCUACGCACGUCAUUAAAGCUUGACACCUUCAGCAAAUACAUCCUCUAUAAAACAGGUCAUACCCGUCCAUUCUCAUGUGGCAUCUGCUCCUACCGGACAACUGUCAUUGGCCUAUUGAAGAGUCACUUUGUGAAAAAACAUGGAGAUGUUGUUAUGGAUCUUGGUGGGACUAAAGACCAAAGUGAGGAGAGCAAUCAAAUGGCUGAGGAGAAGUCUUGUUCAUCAGUGGAAGUCAACAGUUUGAGUGAUCUGGAUGAAGAAGCUGAAGACACUGAAAACUCUCAGUACUUGGAGCCCCCAGAUGUACAGCGGCAGUUAAACCAGUACAGCCUGAUGGCACAGGCCAGUGCCACAGCUAACAUGAACCUGCAAGAAACCAGGUUCUUUGAAGACAGCCUGCUUUACUGUGAGUUCUGCAAUUUCAGUACUGAGCACUUGUCCAGUAUACGACGACACUACGUAAAUCGCCACGGAAAGAAGAUCCACAAAUGUAAGGACUGCUGCUUUUAUACUGGCUUAAGGAAUAAACUGGAAAGCCACAUGGCACAUGGUCAUUCUAUCUGGCAGUCGCAACCUACUCAUAAGAAGGAUCUACAUUGCCCUUUCUGCCUGUACCGAUCCAAGAAUAAAAACAACAUGAUUGAUCACAUCGUCUUGCAUCGCGAUGAACGGGUAGUGCCAAUAGAGGUACGUAGGCCAAAACUUUCACGGUACCUACAAGGCCUCAUCUUCCGCUGUCACAAGUGCACUUUCACGAGUGGGACUGUUGAGAACCUGUGUGAGCACAUGAAGAGGCAUGAUGACGUCAAACCUUUCAGUUGUCGGUUGUGCUUCUUCGACUGCAUUCAUCUCAGUGACUUGGAGGCACAUCUGUGUGAUAAGCAUCAGGUUAUGAGGAAUCAUGAGCUGGUUGGUCAGAUCAGCCUCGAUCAGCUGGCGGCAAGAGUUCGGAAAAUGUCUGAAGAAGACGAACCUUUGUCUAACCCAAAAGAGCUCGGAGACAUGGAAAUGGAGAUGAAUGAACAGUGGCAGGAUGUCGUGGGGAAAACGACAACGGAAGAGAACUGUAUUGCACAUUAUGAUGGAGUUCUACAUCAAGCAAAAGAUAAGAACGUAGAAGAAAAUUUCACCUGGAACCUUGCACCACAGGAUGACGAUCCAUAUCAGAAGCAGGUGGAGCUCAGCAAACCUGCUGAGAGCUGUUUUUCAAGGAUCCAUUGUGAAAAUGAUGCAACACCAAGCGCCGUUGUACAAAUAAGGCUUGGGCCGCAUUCACGAGACCGAGAAAGGACUCGAGUGUUGACAGCCACUGUAAAAGAACACAACAGGGAACGGAACAAACCAGAGGAUGACAAAUCAAAGCAAGAAAGAAUGCGAGAUGCAGUGAAGGAAGAAUGGAUGGAUGGGAGUCAGGAGCAACCCGAAGAGCGAAAUGAUGGUGAUGGCAUAUCACAGCCAACAGAGGAGGCAGCAGGAGGGAUUUCAUCUAAAUACCAUAAAAGGGUUGAACCAGAAGGCGCCUCUGAGACAUAUCAUGGACUUCAGAAUAGAACAGUUAAGACAGAACCAGACCUGGAGACUGAGGUAGAGGAGGAUAUAUUGCGUCAAAUCCUGUUGUUGGACGAAGACGCCAGCCUCCACAAUCUCCAUACAAAUGGUGUUCACUGCAGAACAAUUAAGGUGGAGCAGGAUAUUGAGAGCAGUGUUGAAGAUAAUGAUCUGCAUCAAGUUUCAGAGCAUGUAGAGCAUACCAACCCCAAAAAACAAUGUGAACAACUAACAACAGCUACCACAAAAAACAUCAGGGUUCAAGAGUGUUUCACAGUUGAAAAGCACUGGCUGUCUGCUGGCGUGCACAACUGUGAACUAUUUAAGAAAAGCCACCAGAAGCGAUGUGACCAUGAGAUCUUGGGCGUCUCAUUUACAAACCGUAAGGAGGAACAAGUUAUUGGUCAGAAGGACGGGGGAGAGCUCACAGAUCCAUACGGAGAAAUGCCCGUACUUGAGAAUGAGUAUGUUAGAGAGGAAAUGUACCUUUUUGGACAGAACCAGGAGGAAGAAGUAAACAAUCGUUUUCAACAAAAGCCGACCAGAGAAGAGGAGAUGAACAGUGAUGAUGACAGAAGGUCAUGUAAGGAUUGGGGCUACAAGGAAGGAGUAACGAUGAAGGAAGUUAGCCGAGCCGCAGAUGGUGCUGCUGAUGUCACGUGCCCCUUGGCUGAAGCGUUUAUCUGCAAGUUUUGUGGGCGAAAUCUCCUGAACAGCUCUGAACUUGAACGACACACAAUGCGCCACGGAUUGUAACUGUUGAUUCAGAGGUUUUCUCAUCCUGUGAUUAACUGAUAGAUUUUUAAAAAGAUAUUUUUUACUUAGAUUAUUUUGCAGCAGGAGAUCCAAUGCAAAUUCCAUCCUUUUUUUUUUUAACAUUACAAGUCAUCCUUAUGAAUAUUUAGUCAAACUGUUUAUGAAAGAUGUUUUUUACAUUUUAAAAGUUUUGUAACUGUUUUUGGAAAAGCUAUGUGGUUUCAUUCAAAUUUCAGAACCAAUAUAUCUGUACAUAGCAUCUGAUUCAUUUCUUACAAGGUCUUACAUUUACUUCUUGUGUCAGCUACGACAUAACCAGUUGAAUAACAUGUAAAGGUCCUUGUUUUAGAUUGUUUGUUGCUUAGCUGGACAGAGCCAUAAAUCAGUUACUACUGUGAAAACAUACAAAUAUGCACAUAAAACGUCUUGGCUUUAAAGUGUUAUCUCCAAAAAGUAUAUGUAUUUUUUUUUCCAUUUAACUCGUAUUUAGUACUGAAAGCUUGAACAACCUUAUUACCACUGCUUAAAGAUGAGGCUUGUGUUGCCUUUAGGUACUGUUGGGUAUUUGAUCAAGUUGGUAUUGCUAUAAACCAAGAUGCUCAGCAAUUCCACCAGUGUAUUAAGCCAGAGUAUCUUCUUAACGGUGUUAAUUCCACACUCCAUGAAGUAGUUCCCAUGUUCCUUAUUCUCUGUUAGUCUUGCACUGUAUUGUCUGUAAAUGUUUGAAAUAAAAAGAAAGUUUAGCACCAUG